This is a messenger RNA of Tarenaya hassleriana, 1138 nucleotides long. RefSeq names its product proteasome subunit alpha type-7. The transcript is spliced from 3 exons. Lineage: Eukaryota; Viridiplantae; Streptophyta; Magnoliopsida; Brassicales; Cleomaceae. Gene Ontology annotation, cellular component: proteasome core complex; proteasome core complex, alpha-subunit complex; nucleus. The record is from RefSeq and is a predicted model, not a curated record. Gene Ontology annotation, biological process: ubiquitin-dependent protein catabolic process. The coding region runs from base 98 to 847 and encodes 249 amino acids.
CAAAUCGUAAGAGAGAGAAGAAAAAACCUCGAAACCCAGAGAGAGUGGGAGAGAGAGAGAGGAAGACGAAGAAGAAGGGAAGGGAGAAAGGUAAGAGAUGGCGAGAUAUGAUCGAGCAAUCACCGUGUUUUCCCCCGACGGCCACCUCUUCCAGGUAGAGUACGCCCUCGAAGCCGUUCGUAAGGGUAACGCCGCCGUCGGAGUUCGUGGCUCCGACACCAUCGUCCUUGCUGUCGAGAAGAAAUCCACCCCCAAGCUCCAGGAUUCCAGAUCGGCCAGAAAGAUUGUGAGCCUCGAUAAUCACAUUGCGUUGGCCUGUGCUGGGCUAAAGGCAGAUGCUCGUGUCCUGAUAAACAGAGCAAGGAUCGAGUGUCAAAGCCACAGGCUUACUGUAGAGGACCCAGUGACUGUUGAGUACAUCACCCGGUACAUAGCUGGGCUUCAACAGAAAUAUACUCAAAGUGGAGGUGUGAGACCCUUUGGUCUUUCGACUCUUAUCGUCGGCUUUGACCCAUACACUGGUGUACCCUCGCUUUAUCAGACCGAUCCAUCUGGUACUUUCUCUGCCUGGAAAGCCAACGCAACCGGGAGAAACUCAAACUCGAUCAGGGAGUUUCUCGAGAAAAACUUCAAAGAAACCUCUGGGCAAGAAACUGUUAAGCUCGCUGUCCGUGCUUUGCUUGAGGUAGUGGAGAGCGGGGGAAAGAACAUAGAGGUAGCGGUAAUGACAAAAGAGCAUGGACUUAAGCAGCUAGAAGAGGCCGAAAUCGAUGCAGUUGUGGCUGAGAUAGAGGCAGAGAAGGCAGCUGCAGAAGCCGCGAAAAAGGCCCCUCCCAAGGAAACAUGAACGACAUCAUGGUCACUGCCUGGGUUUGCAGUCACAGGUAGCAGAGUCAUUUCUCGUUUGGUAAGUGUUUUAAUGUUGGGUUUCUGAUAUGAUCAGGAAUGUUGAACCGUUUGAAUAUGUUCCAUGUUGAAUUUGAUUUGGUAAGACAUUGGCGUCAUCGUGGCACAUUUGAUUAUGUCGAAUCAAGAAAUGGAGAAACAUUUGUCCGAGAGCAAAGGUCACGGCCGGCUUGACCGUCAAAGCAAAGUGAAUGAUGGGUGGCAGCCGUGGGGCUUUCCUCCUUUGCUUUUA